Messenger RNA from Monoraphidium neglectum, 753 nucleotides. RefSeq lists its product as hypothetical. The transcript is spliced from 5 exons. Bases 1 to 753 code for a protein of 250 amino acids. The record is from RefSeq and is a predicted model, not a curated record. Lineage: Eukaryota; Viridiplantae; Chlorophyta; Chlorophyceae; Sphaeropleales; Selenastraceae.
AUGGCCUCCACCGAUCCCGAGCUGAAGCUGCUGGGCUUUGUUAAGACCUACGCCUCCGCGGCAGUGUCCACGGGCGAGGCGUUCUACAAGAAGGCUCGCACCUUUGUGCCCUCAGGCCUGGACCCCUACGUCGUGACUUUUGAGGACAAGGCCGCGGCCCUGAGUGCGCCGUACGUGUCGCUGGCCACCGACAAGGCCGCCGAGGCCCUCGCCUUCGCUGACAACAGGGUGUCGUCCGUGCUGGAUUACAGCCGCGAGCUGCACUCCAAGAACAUGGGCUCCUUCAGCUCCGCCAAGGACUCGUACUUCUCAACGGUGGAGGGCCUUGUCAACGCCACCAAGGCCGCCCUGGACCCCCAGCGCUACGUCGCGUACGCCACCGAGCUGGGCAAGACCCUGGUGGACACUGUGGCGGCCUACGCCGACCCCGACAAGGCCGCGGCCACCCUUACGGCCGCGUACGACAGGCUGUCCGCCAUCGGCCCCGUGCCCAAGGUCCUGGAGAUUGCCGACCCCUUCAUCACGGUCGGCACCACGCAGUACACCAAGGCGCACGACCUGCUCGUGGGCCAGCCCCUGUACAAGAAGCUCUACGACACCGCCUUUGCCCUGCCAUCCAAGGUCCAGGAGAGCCCCCUCUUUGGCAAGGUCUACCCCCUGGUGGCGCCCCUGGCGGACCCCGUGGCGGCCAACUUCUCAAACUCCAAGGUGCUGCGCCAGCUGGACGACCACCUCAAGCCGAAGACCGCUUGA